CUUAAAAGCCAUGUUUGAAGGCAUCACCUCAUUUUCCACUUUAGAUUCACAGUCAUGUCAUCUUCCGCCCUAUCAAUCGCCGCCAGAUCCGUUUUCCGGUCCACAUCCACCCGGAAUUCCGCGGCCAGAAUCGCCUCCGAGGCCAAGAAGGCUGCCAGCUCUCCUUUCCGACUCUCGAGCAGAAAUACUCUCUCUCAGCGUAUCUUCAGGUCACCGGCUGAAUUGAGUGCUUGCCUGGAGACAAUGCAACCAUUUCAUACAGCAACUGCUUCGGCAUUAAUGACUUCAAUGCUCUCUCUCUCACGGCAGAGUUACGGUUGGCUUUCCGAAGCUUGCAAAGAUGGUGUAUGAAAUGUCCAAGAGGGUUGGUUCAAGGCAAUGUUCUUUUUGCAGGAUUAGAUGACUCCUGAGACUGAUGGAUAUGAUGAGAUUGAGAAUUUUUUUCUGAUUGCCAUUCAAAAAAAGACUAAUGAUGAUGAUGAUGAUGCAUUUUCUUUUACAUUCCAAUUGAAAUAUGUUGGAUUUGGGCUAUUUCUACUUUUCCUUAUAACAAUUUACAGCUUAGGUUGUGUUAUUUACAUUGCUCAUCGAACUUUUAGGGCUUGAUUGAUACUAGUUUUUUCUCUCGGAAUAAUCCUUCUUUUUUCUAUGUAACAAGCUUGUUACCUUAA
This is a messenger RNA of Impatiens glandulifera, 671 nucleotides long. RefSeq names its product protein NUCLEAR FUSION DEFECTIVE 6, mitochondrial-like. The record is from RefSeq and is a predicted model, not a curated record. The coding region runs from base 55 to 351 and encodes 98 amino acids. Gene Ontology annotation, cellular component: mitochondrion. Lineage: Eukaryota; Viridiplantae; Streptophyta; Magnoliopsida; Ericales; Balsaminaceae. The transcript is spliced from 3 exons.